Molecule: messenger RNA, 1110 nt
Organism: Colletotrichum graminicola M1.001
Lineage: Eukaryota; Fungi; Ascomycota; Sordariomycetes; Glomerellales; Glomerellaceae
Product: zinc finger transcription factor
Exons: 1
Coding region: 1-1110 (369 amino acids)
Biological process (GO): regulation of DNA-templated transcription; aflatoxin biosynthetic process
Cellular component (GO): nucleus
Molecular function (GO): DNA binding
Source: RefSeq, a predicted model, not a curated record
AUGAAGGGGCGGUGCUGUGAAUAUGGUAUGUCGAUGCGUACCGGGGAGCGCCCUCGUGUAGUUGCUUCUCCCAAUGUGCAACGAGAGGCGGGCCACACGACACCGAUUUCAUCGAGAGACGCUCCGCAUUCGACAAUCGAGAAUUAUUUGACUCUCAGGCGAAUGGACCACUCCUCCGACCCUUCUGCUGGAGCAGCCCAAAUACAUGACGUCCAGGAUGAUAUUGACUGGGUCCUGCAGGCCACUCGCCUGAGCAACGCAGGAACACCCAAGUUCGGACCUCCAAAUGAGCAAGAGGAUUCCGUCAAUCAAUCGUACGCCCUGUUACCUACGCCAUCUGACCUGGAUUACAGCUUCAACAACUUCAACCGAGACCAUGGCCUUCAAUCUCUCGAACAGCAGCAAACAACGAAGGACCUUUCAAGCGGCGUGGACAGUCGACGAAGCUCAUCUAUCGACUGUGACGUAUUCCGGAGUAGAGUUCACGACUGCACCACCAAGGCUCUGAUGCUAGUUGCCGAUUUUCAUGUCUUGGCAGCUGGCUGCUUGACUGCAGCUCAAGACCCCGUUGUUACAUUCAAUUUGGGGAGCUACACCGAAGACACCCAGAGAGAAAUGGGGACAGUUCUGUCGGAAAACCGAAUGGCCCUGAAGCAACUCGACAAUUUGUUGGAUUGCCGUUGCUCUACCAGGCAAGAAGUUCUAGUCUUGAUCUAUUUGGCCGUCACCAAAGCUGUGGAGUGGUAUGCGGCGGUGUUAGGUAGCGAUGACGACGAGGCCUCGCAGGAAGACGAUCCCGUUACACCCCGGAUGUUCAGACGGAUCACGAGAACCAAUUCAUUCAUGGGCAGCUAUUCUCUGGACAACGACGUCCAGAGAGUAGUAAGGGCGCACCUUGUCUUGACCCAGCUCAAGGAUCAUGUUCAUCCUCUCCUGAAGAAAUUGCGUCAUAGACAUCUGCCAACGUCGGCGUCAAUAGCGGGCGAUUCCUCGGCUCCUUUGACAUCCGGUCGCCGUACCUCCAGCGUUAUCGAACAUCUCGACCUGGCUCUUUCAGAGGAGCUCAGUCGGAUUUCUGCGAAGGCAAACGCAAUCAAGCAAAUUUGUUGA